AUGAGGCUUGAGAACCAAAGCAGUGUGUCUGAGUUCCUCCUCCUGGGGUUCCCCAUUCUACGAAAGCAUGAGGAUCUCUUCUUCACCCUGUUCCUAUGCAUGUACCUGCCCAUGGUGUUGGGGAACCUGCUCAUCAUCCUGCUCAUCAGGCUCGACUCUCGCCUCUGCACCCACAUGUACUUCUUCCUCAGCCAGUUGGCCCUCACUGAUGGCUCCCUUUCAUCUGUCACUAUCCCUAAGAUACUGAAAAACGUGUGUAGUCCGGAUCAAUCCAUCCCCUAGGCUGGGUGCAUUUUACAAAUGUAUUUCUUCAUUAAUUUUAGCUUUAUUGACAACAUUCUGCUUGCAGUGAUGGUAUAAGACAGGUAUAUGGCCAUCUAUCACCCUCUCCACUACACCACCAUCAUGAGGGAUGAGCUUUGUAUCAUCCUGGUGGCUGGGUCCAGGUUCUCCUCUUGUGGCCAUGUUCUCUUGCCUGCCCUCCUCAUGGACCAAUUCAUGAGGAGGGAGAACCAGAGCAGCGUGUCCGAGUUCCUCCUCCUGGGGCUCCCCAUCCCACUGGGGCAGCAGGGUGUUUUCUUCGCCCUAUUCCUGGGCGUGUACCUGAGCACGGUGCUGGGGAAUCUGUUCCUCAUCCUGCUUAUCAGGCUGGACUUUCGCCUCCACACCCCCAUGUACUUCUUCCUCAGCCACUUGGCCCUCACUGAUGUUUCUUUCUCAUCUACCACUGUCCCAAAGAUGCUGUUGAACAUGCAAACUCAGAAGCUCUCCAUCUCCUACUCAGGGUGUAUGACACAGAUGUAUUUUUAUCAACUUUUUGGUUGUGUAGAUAAUCUCCUUCUUGCAGUGAUGGCAUAUGACAGGUAUGUGGCCAUCUGUCACCCUCUCCAUUACACCACCAUCAUGAGGGAGGAGCUGUGUGUGCUGCUGGUGGCUGGCUCUUGGAUUCUGUCCUGUGGCAGUGCCCUCUUGCACACGCUCCUCCUGGCACAGGUAUCCUUCUGUGCUGACAACAUCAUUCCCCACUUUUUCUGUAGCCUCUCCAUUCUACUCAAGGUGUCCUGCUCAAACACCUCUCUCAAUGAGCUGGUCAUAUUCACUGCAGGGGGUGCAAUUAUAAUUUUUCCAUUCAGUGGCAUCUUGAUUUCUUAUGGCUGCAUUGGGGCCUCUAUCCUGAGGAUCCCCUCUACCAAGGGGAUCUGCAAAGCAUUGUCCACCUGUGGCUCCCACCUCUCUGUGGUUUCUCUAUUCUAUGGAACAAUUAUGGCACUGUACUUUUCCUCCUCAUCAAGCAACUCCAAUGACAAAGACAUGAUUGCCUCCUUGAUGUAUACAGUGGUGACCCCCAUGUUGAACCCCUUCAUCUACAGCCUAAGGAACAGAGACAUGAAAUUGGCUCUGGGGAUUCUUUUCAGAAACAAUAGCCUUUUCACCAAGUGA
Molecule: messenger RNA, 1440 nt
Organism: Ceratotherium simum simum (southern white rhinoceros)
Lineage: Eukaryota; Metazoa; Chordata; Mammalia; Perissodactyla; Rhinocerotidae
Product: olfactory receptor 1J4-like
Biological process (GO): G protein-coupled receptor signaling pathway
Cellular component (GO): membrane
Molecular function (GO): G protein-coupled receptor activity; olfactory receptor activity
Source: RefSeq, a predicted model, not a curated record